Molecule: messenger RNA, 642 nt
Organism: Thermothielavioides terrestris NRRL 8126
Lineage: Eukaryota; Fungi; Ascomycota; Sordariomycetes; Sordariales; Chaetomiaceae
Exons: 1
Coding region: 1-642 (213 amino acids)
Biological process (GO): intracellular signal transduction; protein phosphorylation
Cellular component (GO): cytoplasm
Molecular function (GO): protein serine/threonine kinase activity; ATP binding
Source: RefSeq, a predicted model, not a curated record
AUGAAGUUCGAGCCAGACACUCUCGAACGGCGUCUCAGUCGCCGAUUCGAGACUCCCAUUCCGGAGGCACGGCAAUUCCGCUGGAUCAAGGAGAUCGCAAGCGCUGCGUCCUGGCUCGAGAGCCUUGACUACUUCCACGGCGACCUGCGGCUGGAAAACAUCCUCCUGGACGAGACCGAGCAUGUCAAGGUCUGCGACUUCGGGCGGGCUAUGAAGCGGGGAUGCAAGAUCGACGUAGCGACAUACCCGUUCUAUUGCCCGGCUAAGAAUCCUGUUGCCGGCCCCGCGCAUGAACAGUUCGCGAUCGGUUCCUGCAUCUACACUAUCCGCACUGGAGAGGUGCCCUAUGGCCAGUGGGAGACGCCUGAGGACUUCAAGAGAAUGCAUGAAGCCCUUCUCCAAGGGAACUACCCACCAACCGAAGACGACGCUGUCCUCGGCCAUAUCGUCUCGUCUUGUUGGCACUCAAGCUUUGAGAGUAUGGGAGACGUCGAAGCAGCCAUCGAACGGGUUGUCGGCCAGUUGUGCGAGGAAGGCAGUGCCAUUUGUCUGUCGCAGGAAGAACAUGACAUCUGUGUGCAGAAGUGCCGGGAAUUUCUGGCCCAGCAAGGGCAGGAGCACAGGGAAAACAACGCAGUGUGA